Messenger RNA from Erpetoichthys calabaricus (reedfish), 1997 nucleotides. Its product is annotated as peptidase inhibitor 16-like. The coding region runs from base 347 to 1483 and encodes 378 amino acids. Gene Ontology annotation, cellular component: extracellular region. The record is from RefSeq and is a predicted model, not a curated record. NCBI's taxonomy places the organism in Eukaryota, Metazoa, Chordata, Cladistia, Polypteriformes, Polypteridae. The transcript is spliced from 5 exons.
AGUUGUGUUAUUUUUUGCAUGAUUAAGAACAGGUGGACUGGUCACAGGUGAAAAUACUAUUGGUUCACUAAAAAAAUGAAAGACCUAUACAUUUCAUCUACGAUUUAUGAAACCACCUUGUCUACCUAUUUUCCACAACUAGUCUGCUAUCAGAAUACACUCUGCUGCAGUUUGGUUGCUUUGAAUUUUGGAAAGAAGCCUCUUGUCAAAUCUGCCCUUCUCUCACUUCAAGCUGUAAACUGAGCUGUAGCCCCCCUUUCCCUCCCCUUCCAAAGCUGGGUGUUCCCUGCUCUCUUAUAAUGCAAACUGAAGUUCACACAGCUUCUCACUACAUACAGCUGACAAAAUGCAGUGGAUGUACUUUCAACUUUUAUUCUUUUUACUCUCUGUAGGACAUUCUGGAUGUCUCUCAGAAGAAGAAAAGAAUGGAAUUCUUUUCCUACACAACAAGUUACGUGGUGCGGUCAGCCCCGGAGCUACCAACAUGCUGGCUAUGAGCUGGAAUGCCACCUUGGAGGAUAUUGCAACUGAGUAUGCAAAGAAAUGCAUCUGGGAACAUAGUGAGGAGUCUAAAUAUUUAGGAGAAAACCUAUAUAUGACAAGUGGGAGUCUUAAUGUAACUCGAGCGGUAAAGAGUUGGUUUGAUGAGUACAUGGACUAUAACUUUGAAAAAAUGGAAUGCACACCUAACAAAAUGUGUGGACACUACACUCAGGUGGUCUGGGCUGAGAGCUCGCAGGUUGGGUGUGGGGCUUUCUUCUGUGAGUCUGUAACUGGCAUGAACAAGCCAAAGCUCUCCAUACUGGUCUGCAACUAUUACCCACAGGGCAACUAUAUAGGAGAAUCUCCAUACAUCCCUGGCUCUUCCUGUUCUGCCUGUCCGGCAGGCCAUACUUGUCUGGAUGCACUGUGUGAGAUUCCAGGUGUUUCUGAACCAACUACAUCAUUCCAAACCUUUAUGAGUACCACUCGGUACCCUGAAGUUUAUCAAGAUUCAGCCAGCACAGGAAGUACCAUGGAGCUCCUUGAAUAUUAUGAGGAGCCCAUAGGUUCAACAGACUCGGGCAGCACCCCUCAGUACUUUGAGAGCACCACUGAACUGCCUGAGGAGCCCACAGACUCAAAGAGCACAGUCAGUCCCAUUAAAGUGUCCACGGAGCCCACAGACUCAAAGAGCACAGUCAGUCCCAUUAAAGUGUCCACGGAGCCCACAGACUCAAAGAGCACAGUCAGUCCCAUUAAAGUGUCCAAGGAGCCCACAGACUCAAAGAGCACUGUCAGUCCCAUUAAAGUGUCCAAGGAGCCCACAUACACAAGCAAGGACAUCAACAUGCCAUCGUCGGAUCAAAUGUUCACUAUUGUGAACAACAACCUCACCAAUCUAGAUAAGGAACAGCUGACAGUCCAAAAAGAUUGUGCAGCUAUGAAUGCUCCGUGUUGUUUAGUGAUACUCAUCCAACUUUUUGUCCUAAUUAUGCAUUAAAUGUGAACCCCUAUCGCCUGCCAAUGAACUCCUUUGGGUGUGGCAGAGAACAGAGAAGACAGCUAUCCUCCUUGAGACGCAUGUGACUUUCAAACUGUGGAAUGAGGAUGAAUGGAUUGUUAAGAGCCAGUCCAAAGCUGGCAGAGGAACUAAUGUUUUAGACGACGAGUCAGUAGCUGACUGACUGACUAGUAUGUAAAUGUCUUCAAAAUCUGGCUUACUAAGAAGUUGUGAAAUCCUGGUGGAAAUCAUUUGACCAUCAUAGUGGAAUGCUUUGCCUUAAAUGGCCCUCACAGAGUGCCUGCAUCUUUGUAAAACAUAGACUAUCUAUUAGUGAUCUAAAUUUUUGUACAGUGGGUAUUUGUCACAAUGAGACACAAGUAAAUAUAAUGUUAAAAUGUAAUAAAAAAAAUCAGAUAAUCUCAUUCAGUCAAUGCUCCAUUGUUACUAUGAAUCUUAAGAUAUAACAGAUACCAACAGAUAGGUGAGGGUUAAUAUGGUGGCACAGUGAGUA